UCCACAAUCCACCAGUCUCAGUUUGGCGCAUCACGUGGCGGAAGGUGGUCAUUUCAAAGAGAAGUGUCGCGGCGCGAAGAUAUUUUCGUAAUUUUCGCGAGUCGAUUUACGCGAAUACCUACCUGUAUUUCAAUUUUUCAACGUAACUCUCAACUUCGUUAUCAUUGCUGUAAUUGUACUUUAGAAAUAAUUUUCGUCAAUGAAUAAAAAUUCAGCUACAUGAUUCAUCCGUGUAAAUUCGAGACCACUUGAAGAAAAAAAUUUCGUACUUGGGUAAUUAAAAUGGUUAUUGUAUUCGUAUCCGGUAUGAUUUACUGUUAAAAUAUAUCGCAAAAUCUGCUCUCUCGUCGUAAAAUGAUGCAAAUACUUUUCGAAUUCGGUGUACGGUAAUAGUGUGCUGAAUACAGGUUUAAAAUGCGCCUCGCGUUAUGGACUGUGGGCUUAAUUUUUCUGCAAAUUGCCAUCACCUUCGUCUAUUCUUCGGAUAAAUACUUAAAAGUUACCAAUUACGGAGACGAGUAUCAAGAUGAUGUAGAUCCUUGGGUAUCCAAUCAGCAGAAUCUACGAGAAGAACACGAACACGAACAGGAACAUGUGACCAGUAAAAAGCCUCGGUUUCAAAAAUUGGAUAAUUUCAUCAAACAAACCUUCGCUAGGUUUGAUAAUAAUCACGUUGAUAGAAGCGAACCCGAACCCGAACCCAUCAGUACGGAAAAAUCGCCACCUAUUCGUCAUAGGAAACGUCAUAAUAGACGAUUGCAUUCCGAUUACUCGAAAAAUGAUUUGAAAUCUUCCAAGGAACCAGACCCUUGGAGUAAGGAUCCUGUACAAAAUAAACCUGGUGAUACGAAUUUCUUGGAUAUGGAGAUGAACGAUGCAGCUCCAGCAUUGUCACCGGUAUCGCAGGCGAAAUUAGACAAUUAUGGGAGUGAUGAUAAAGUCAGAGAAAAGUUCCAGCAGACGUAUGGAACAUUACCAGCUUCCAUUAAAUCCCAAGAUCCUUUUGAAAAAGCUGCGAAUGCCCAUUACGACGACAUGAAAAGACGUACACUAUGCAAAUUACCUAUACCGAAAAUAGUCAGAGUGGACGACGUUUAUCCAAAUGUAUUGAAAACAUACCAUCCAUCUUGUACAAUUCUCCACCAAUGCUCCGAAGAAAGCGGCUGCUGUUCGUUAAAAAAUAACAAAUGUACUCCAAGCUCAACUCAAAAUGUAACUUUGUAUUUUAUCGUUAGGAAUAAACCGUCCACUUCCAAAAGUUUGAAACAGACUUACGAAGGUUUAUCGUUUAUUAACCAUACGGAAUGUAGAUGUACUGUAGCAGAACCUGAUCGACGGACAAGAGCUGUAUUAUCCCUCGCUCAGCCGUCUCCUAUUCAAAUCGUUCCAAAAAGUCAACAUUCGUCUUACUUGAAAAACAGGUGUCCAUCACCAUGUCCGUCCUCAUUUUCGCACAGAUUCAUGGCUGAUGGUACUUGUAUUUGCGAAUGCAACGGUGAUGAGAAUUGUCAGAAGUAUAGAAGAGGGGAAUUGAUGUUCAAUUUACAAGAUCAUUUUUGCUUAUUUACGAACCAGUGUAUUUAUCCGAGUUGUGCUUAUGGUAAUUACUUGGCCAAGCUUGGCAGAUGCCCUAAACAAUAUGAGCAGCGUCCGUAUUAAACUCUUUUAUUACUUUACUAAGCCUACUUUUUGUACUUUUUUACGCUUCUAUGUAUUGUUUUUUCCUAAAACAUUUUUCUUUUUCAAUGUUGCAUUUAAAUAAAGAUUCCACCGAUGGGUUUUCCUUCUUUAA
Molecule: messenger RNA, 1792 nt
Organism: Planococcus citri (citrus mealybug)
Lineage: Eukaryota; Metazoa; Arthropoda; Insecta; Hemiptera; Pseudococcidae
Exons: 6
Coding region: 415-1659 (414 amino acids)
Biological process (GO): hemocyte migration
Cellular component (GO): membrane
Molecular function (GO): growth factor activity
Source: RefSeq, a predicted model, not a curated record